AUGCCGACGGUUCCCAUUGUCGCUGAAGAGCUCUACGAGCGCCUCAGCAGGAUUUACACUGAAGAUGAGCUGGACGCUCUGUGCUUCUCCUUCGGCGUCGAGCUAGACGAGGUCACCGAGCAGGACGGCCAAAAGGUGCUGAAGAUCGACGUUCCAGCAAACCGCUAUGACUUGCUGUGCGUUGAGGGCCUCGGGAGGGCCCUGAAGGUUUUCCUUUCGCAAUCCCCUCUCGAGGUUACCCCCCAACUCCGCCACUCGGGAGUGCCUCGGAUAUCAAUGCGCGUCAAGGCAUCAGCUCAGGGGCCUCGGCCCUUCAUCGCCUGCGCAGUGCUACGGGGCGUCAGACUAAACCAGCGGCGUCUGCAGUCGUGCAUUGAGCUGCAAGAUAAGCUCCACCACACGCUGUGCAGGCGUCGAGCGUUGGCAUCGAUCGGGACAUACGACUUGUCCAUGCUGGAGCCUCCCUUCACCUAUGAGGCGCUGCCUCCCCAGGAAGUCUGCUUCCAGCCGCUAGGCUGUGGAGCGCUUCCCCCAAUGACAGGCCCGGAAAUCCUUGCCCAUUUCAGCAACCACACUCAACUCAAGCAAUACCUGCACAUGCUGGAGGGACAGCCGCGACUGUACCUACUAAGGGAUGCAAAGGGCAAUGUGCUCUCGAUGCCUCCUUUGAUCAACUCCGAUUUUUGCCGCCUCACGGAGGCCUCCAGAGACAUCUUCAUAGAUUGCACCUCGGUGGAUGCGAGGAAGGGCGAGAUGGCUCUAGUAACCGUCGCUGCAAUGCUCGCAGAAUAUUGCGAAGAGCCGUUUGCCAUUGAACCCGUUAGGGUCAUCUACGAGGAGGAGGGUAGAGAAACCAUUACGCCGUCUAUAGAAUCGCGCAAGGUCUCUGUCGAUAUGGCUACAGUGCGACAAAUUUGCGGCCUGAAGGACCUGCCGGCUGCAGAGGCUGCGCAGAAGCUGUGCCGCUUGAUGCUUCCCGCCAAGCCUGAUCCUAGCGAUCCGCAAAACAGCAUCCUCGUUUCAGUGCCGCCCACGCGAAUGGAUGUGAUGCAUCCGUGCGACAUUGCCGAGGACGUGGCCAUAGGGAUCGGCUUUGACCGUCUCCCGGUGACGCCUGCACCCAAAUUGCCUGCGAAUCGUCGCUCUUUGCUGACGCAAAGUCUCCGCACGCUGUUGACGUCUUUAGGAUUCACGGAGUGCCUCACCUUUGCACUCUGCAGUGCAGAAGAUAACGCACAGGCCAUCAGGAAGCCUUUGCACCCCCACUUCGAGCCAACCACGAACUACGACCCGCUGGAGGUCGGAGACGUCGUGAUUAGGGAUGACAGGACAGAGACAGGGAGUCGUAAUCUUCUUUACUGCUGUGCUGCUUUCGCUGAUGAGCAUGGCAGUGGUCUUGAGGAGGUGCACGGCUUGGUAGACGCCGCCCUUGAGGCGCUGGGUUUAAUUGGGGACUAUGAAGUUGCUGAGAGAAAGAAUGCAGUGGCAGCAGGACGCGAGGAGCAGAGGGACGCCCUGAAGAACUCGGAGAAAAUGAGAAUAUUUUCCCUCAGGACUACCAACCUCCCGACGUUUUUGCCAGGACGCCAAGUGGAAAUCUCCGUAUGCCGCCUUCCUGGCAUGCCAACUAACGAGGAGGGCAAGGAAACAGCGCGUUUGACCCUUGGGCACAUGGGGACACUCCAUGUGGACUGCCUGCGCAACUUCGGGUUGGCUGUUCCGGUGUCUACGGUUGAGUUCACGCUCGAGCCUUUUUUGGAAUGGCUGCCGGAAACAGAGCUGAUAUUUGCCUAA
Cyclospora cayetanensis is the source of this 1794-nucleotide messenger RNA. Its product is annotated as phenylalanine--tRNA ligase beta subunit. The transcript is spliced from 13 exons. Gene Ontology annotation, cellular component: phenylalanine-tRNA ligase complex; cytoplasm. The record is from RefSeq and is a predicted model, not a curated record. Gene Ontology annotation, biological process: phenylalanyl-tRNA aminoacylation. Bases 1 to 1794 code for a protein of 597 amino acids. Gene Ontology annotation, molecular function: phenylalanine-tRNA ligase activity; magnesium ion binding; ATP binding. Lineage: Eukaryota; Apicomplexa; Conoidasida; Eucoccidiorida; Eimeriidae.